Alternaria novae-zelandiae is the source of this 594-nucleotide messenger RNA. RefSeq lists its product as uncharacterized. The record is from RefSeq and is a predicted model, not a curated record. Lineage: Eukaryota; Fungi; Ascomycota; Dothideomycetes; Pleosporales; Pleosporaceae. The transcript is spliced from 3 exons. The coding region runs from base 1 to 594 and encodes 197 amino acids.
AUGUAUUCUCUUUUAGGCGCUUACAGUAACGUUCUGCAUCUCGAGCCCCCCGCGAGCCGGACGGUCGAGGCACUCGAUCGGUUCAUCUCCAGCCCAGAACUUCACAGCAAAAAGCCCUGGCUUGGUCACCAGCUGAAGUACCGGACGGAGACAACAGACGAUAGAAUACCAUUCUCUGAUCUUGUUAGUCUCUACACUCCAGCUGAGAAUGAUUACCUAUCGAGGUUUGUCGACAAAUUCUUCUACGGUUUCUUCUUGACCCCAGAAUCAAGCCGCGACGCGAAGUACGUAAACGAACAGAAGAUGCAGCGUUUCGUCACCUUCGUCGGCACCGUCAUCUCGAUCGGCUUUCUAGUAGCCGCAAUGUGGGUCCUUUGGCGACUCGAAGACCACAUGAUACCCAAACUGGGUGCUGUGACUGGCUUCGUGGUGGCUUUCGCGGGCUGGUUAGGUUUCCUGACAACGGCGCAAAGGAAGGACGUCAUAGCUGCUACGGCUGCGUAUGCGGCCGUUCUGGUGGUGUUUGUUAGCCAGCAGAGUCCUGUCAGCGUAGUGACGCAAGGUACUGGCACUGUGGUGACGCAGAGUAGAUGA